AUGAAGAUCCAGGAGCAGCUGCACGUGCUGGUAACUCCAGAGCUGAGGCCCGAGGGCAGCAGGAGGACCGCUGCAUCCGGCAAGUUGACCACAGCAUGCGUCGAGCUCAGCGAGAGUCUGUCUCAAGGCCAUGAGGUGGAAGAGCAAGAGGGAGCUUUGCCCAGAGACUCGGUGCUGCAGGUGCAGCGGGCUGCCCUCCUGCCUGCGCACGCAGCCCUCGGGCGGCGGCGGCUGCUCGACCCCAUCCUUGGCCCCCGUGUUUCAGACCAUGCUAAAUCAUAUUCCAUGCCCAUUGGAAUUGAAUUUCAGCGAAGAUAUGCAACAAUUGUUCUAGAACUUGAACAGCUGAACAAAGACCUAAAUAAAGUUUUGCAUAAAGUGCAACAGUACUGCUAUGAGCUUGCACCCGACCAGGGACUGCAGCCUGCAGAUCAGCCAACAGACAUGAGACGGAGGUGUGAGGAGGAAGCCCAGGAAAUCGUCCGCCACGCCAAUUCCUCAACAGGACAGCCCUGUGUGGAAAAUGAAAACCUGACAGACUUAAUUUCUAGGCUUACAGCUAUUUUAUUACAAAUUAAGUGUCUAGCAGAGGGAGGAGACCUGAAUUCCUUUGAAUUCAAGUCACUUACAGACUCAUUAAAUGACAUCAAGAGUACAAUAGAUGCUUCUAAUAUCAGUUGCUUUCAGAAUAACGUAGAGAUUCAUGUUGCACACAUCCAGAGUGGCUUGAGCCAGAUGGGAAACUUACAUGCCUUUGCUGCCAACAACACUAACAGAGACUGAGCAGGAGACCUGGGGCCCAGCCGCACACACAGUGCAUUGGUCUGAGGAGUUCUUUUCCUUUCCUAGGCUUCCAACACCACAUAACCCACCUGCUGGGAGCGAGGAAAUGCACAUCUCCAGAUGAGGCAUCUUAAUACACCAUGCUGCUGCUUAACCAGCACUGCUCACCAGCAUAUCUUUUUCUUUUAUUACCCAAAUGCAGUAACAUUGCUUAUUACACGUUUAUUGGCAAAUACUUUUAAACUGACGAUAUCUGAACAGAUUUCAUGGAGGAACAUGUUGGCCAUUUCUUAAAUGAUGAAAUCAGCCGGAGCACAUGUGAAUGACACUGCAGCGGAGAGCGUGGACAGCCGUGGCCUGGGUGCGUGGUGGUGGCCGUGUGGAGAGGUCACCGCGGGGCCGCAGCGGCCUCGUUCUUCAGAGUGUUCCACCGUGAGCACGGGAGGCCUAGUCCUGAGGAAGCCACUGGAAUGUAGAUGGGAAAUACGGACUUUACAAGUAUAUGUGACAUAUACUUGCGACGUGACAUGUUCUAUAGAUCAAUUUAUAAUAAAUAUUUUAAUUUAUCAUAAUUUAUAAAAGCUUUGUUGUUUGUCUGUUGAAAGAAAAUGAAGGAGCAGGAAAAAACUUUACUGCAAAAUGCUAAAUUUCAGCAAGUGGAUUUGGCAUGCCUUUCCCGUCGAUUCAGGGCAAAAGUGCUAUAGUUGUGAGAUUUAUUAAAAAAAGAGUGAUAACACACUAUUUUCAUAUUUUUGUUUAUUUGCACAACUUAAAACCAGAUUACUGGUAAAAACCCAACAGUACACAAUUUUUAAAGUAAAAAUAUUUUAUAAGGAGAGCAUAUAAAUAGCCAGUGUUGUGAAACACAUAAGAAAGGUUUGGUUUUGGUGUUUUUGUUUUGUUUUUCUCAUUUAAGAAAAACCCUGCCUAAAAUAAUCUUGUAAAAAAUAUGUAUUUCAAAUAUUUUUUGUUUUAAUAUAGAAUAUUAUAAGGCCAAAAUAUAAUAAAAUGUUUUCAGAUUUGGAGUUUAAGAUAUAGCUAUAG
Molecule: messenger RNA, 1827 nt
Organism: Jaculus jaculus (lesser Egyptian jerboa)
Lineage: Eukaryota; Metazoa; Chordata; Mammalia; Rodentia; Dipodidae
Gene: Lin9
Product: lin-9 DREAM MuvB core complex component
Exons: 6
Coding region: 1-783 (260 amino acids)
Biological process (GO): DNA-templated transcription; regulation of transcription by RNA polymerase II; regulation of cell cycle
Cellular component (GO): nucleoplasm; transcription repressor complex
Molecular function (GO): DNA binding
Source: RefSeq, a predicted model, not a curated record